Messenger RNA from Protopolystoma xenopodis, 1005 nucleotides. Lineage: Eukaryota; Metazoa; Platyhelminthes; Monogenea; Polystomatidea; Polystomatidae. The record is from the annotation of a GenBank genome assembly.
AUGCGUCAGGGUCUGGGCGUCCGGCGAUCCGCCCCCUACGGCCUGGCCUCGGAGCAGAACCGGGCCGUGCGAGCGGCACAAUCUCAGAACAGUCUACCCUCGGCGCCCGACUCUGAGCGUGGCUGGCGCGGACUCGGCGGACACGCCGGCGGCGGCGGCGUCGAGACUGGAGCCUGCGGCGCCGGCGACCGUCAGGGCCGGCUGGAAGAGGUGAGAUCCGGCUUUGUUCUGCGCUCCAGCUCGUGUCCCAGUUCGCAUCCUGUCGGCAGUCCCAGUCUGGCCGCUUCGUCCGGCUACCGGAGCGGCUUCUCCAGCGGCUCCGGCAGCGAGACUGGCGGCGUCAGUCUGUUGGGCAAAAAGUUCUCCUUCCGAAAGCACUUGUUCCGCCGUCUCCGCAAGCAGAAGUCGACCGGCGACUUGUCCACCUGCCACAGUCUGGCCGGCAUCAGCACCGCGACUUCCGGCGGCGUGAGUGGCGGCGCCGGCGCCGGCGUCGGCGCGGGCGGAUCGAGUCUGGCCGGUCUCUUCUCGAGUCGCGCCGGCCGAUCCGGCGGCUCGUUGCGCUCCGUGCACAGCGGCUCGACGACCAACUCGGUGUUCGGCGUCAAGGUGACCGGCCAUGCCGGCGGACAGGUCGGGGAGGCGGGCCACCUCUUCCACGACGAGCCGCUGGGACCGAAUGUCGUGGAGACGUACAGCGGCCAGUGGAACGAGGAUCGGCGGUCGGGCUACGGGAUCGCCGAGCGCUCGGACGGCCUGCGCUACGAGGGCGAAUGGUUCAGCAACAAGAAAGACGGCUACGGGGUAACCUUUUUGCGCGACGGCAGUCGGGAGGAGGGUCGGUACAAAGAGAACCUUCUGGUGCAGGCGUUGAAUAAGCGGAGCAAGCUUUUCAUGUUGCGUCAUUCGCGACUGCGAGAUCUGGUCGAGGAGGCACAGAAAAAGGCGCAGGAGGCGGCCAGAGAAGCCCAGGAGAAGUCGGCAGAGAUGUCCUAUCAACGGUGA